AUGGCAACGAUAGCGACUGCGAUGAUCAAAUGGACACCUCGUACAUGGAACCCCAAUUGAUGUUGGAUGAGUACGAUGAGCCCGUCGAAUUCAAAUUCGAUCCCAAUGCCACCAGCUCACCAUCACAACAGAAUACCCCCAAUGUUUUAGCCGCGCAAGCGCAACAACAACACGUAGAACGUCAACUAUUACUCGCGCAACAAAAGAAACAACAAUUGAUCGAAGCUGCUGCCGCUACCGCUGCUGCCAUGAAAUUAUCAGGCGAGGCAGGCGCUAGUGGCAUGCCGAGUACCGUGACGCUGCUCAAUUCAAUGGUUAGCAUACCGAAACUGACACCCAUUGGCAAAGUGUCUAAGGUGAAAGUGAAUAAGCGUACCAAAUUGAAGCAGAAUGGCGUUAGCGGAGCCGGUGGCAAUAUUACUGGCAACCUUACUACUACCGGCAACGAUUCCAAGAAUCUCUCGUGCGAUUAUAUGGAUAUGUUCAAUUCCAACUAUAUCGGCAACAAUCCGAGUGCAGCUGCCGUAGCUGCCGCACAAUUAAGUAAACUGAAAGGCGCUCUAAGCGGCAGUACAACCAUCAGCUCCAGCGCCGCUGGUUCACCUCCGGCUAAAACCAAAUUGAAUACAUCGGGUAGCGCUUUGCCCGAAGGCGAAGCGGAAGGUUCCGUCCGUGACUAUUGUACCAAAGAGGGUGAGCAUACCUACCGCUGUAAGGUAUGCUCGCGCGUCUAUACACACAUCAGCAAUUUUUGCCGCCACUAUGUGACAUCACAUAAGCGCAAUGUCAAAGUGUAUCCCUGUCCCUUCUGUUACAAAGAGUUUACGCGCAAGGAUAAUAUGACGGCGCACGUAAAAAUCAUACAUAAAAUUGAAAAUCCCUCAACAGCGUUGGCAGCAGCCGCGGCAGGUGGUGUGACCACAUCACCAGCACCACAAUCGGCGGCGGUGUCGACAGCAUCUACACCGACGCCACCCGAUUUGGCGCCACAAAGCUCAAAUCAUUCGGCGACUGGUGUGUCAACAACAGUAGCAUCGGCGGCAUCUUCCACCUCGUCCUCGUCGACGUCAUCGACAACAUCGCUGGCAUUGGGUGCGGGGCGUUUACCCGAAGCGACGGCGGCGGCGCAAUAAGCCUAUGCCUUAAGCACAUUAGAGACUACUAAAUUAUAAUUACAUAAAAAAAAAGCUUAAAAAAAGAAACAGUUAGAUGUUUAGCAACAACAAUCUUGGGUGAUUGGGUACACAUACAUAUGUAGAUACAUACGUAUAAAUAUGUAUAUUUCCAUUUGUUUAUUGCAAGGCAAGGUGUUAUGUAAGUCCAGAAAGAGCAGAGUAUUGGUAGGGAGUAGUGCGUCUAAUUUACAUUCACACAUACACAUAUGCACCCUCACGCAUACACACACGUACACGCAUACACCCUACUAAACACAAAAAAAACCCUUUCAUUAAAACGUAGUAAAGUUAUAGGAAUUAAAAUACUUUACACUUUGAGGUUUGUCAAGGACAAAAAAUGCAGGAAAAAGGCUUCCAAAAUGCGCAAAAAGGUUUAAAGCAAAAUGCUUUUUGUGCGCGUUUAUUUUCGUUUUUUUUUUUGUUUUUUUUUAGAAAGAGAGCAGGGAGUGAAAACGUUCAAAACGUUAUCCAAAUGUUAGGAUUCGCUGUUUCGCGCAUAUUUUCUUUAAUAUUAAUUUUUAGCAUCUUCGAUAUUCUUUUUGCAAUUUCAUUAAGUUUAUUUGUUUCGUAAUUUUAAAUUAUUUAAUUCUUAUUUUUUUUUGGAUUUUCUUGCGUUUAGCCUAAAAACACAAUGAAUAUAUUAUAUUAAAUUAAAAACGUAUCAGCUUUUCAAAACAUGUCCAAGAAAUUCGGGAAUUUACUAUUUCUUAUGCGAAAAUGAUUAAAACGCAAACAAAUAGUUGUAAAAAUGUUAAUGCUAAUAGUUUACAAAGUAGUGGAGUAAUGGUGGAAGUGGGCGAAAACAAAACAAGUUUUGUCUGUGCACAACUAAGCUUUUUUUUUUAUUUUUUUUUUUGUUAUUUAGUAAAAAAAUUUUGAUACAAAAAAAAACGCAGACAGCAGAAAAUUCGAGGCGUGACAUAGAAAGUUCCGAUACUUCUUUUCACAGUCAAGAUUUCCUGGUUUCCGAAUUUGUUUAGUUGGCUUCAUAAAGCUGUCACGGAUGGAUAUAUUUUGGUCGUGCCUGAUCUAAAUAUACAUUUUUGUUAUUUCAAUAAAAGCUUCGUUUACUUUGGAGGCUUGAGAGAAUAUAAUUUCCUAAUAAAUAAUUUUGAGGUUAAAAUUAAAAGCAAAAUUGGCAAACUUUGUCUUGAAGAUAUAUUAUUAUGCCGGGCUAUUCAUUUUCUACUCGAGUAAAGUAAAGUAAAAAACACAAAAUUUUAAAAUUUCUAUCAAAUUUCAUUUAAAAAUAAAAUCUUUCGCACAAUUCGGGCAAUAACUCGACCAUUACUUGGCGUAUUUUGUCCUUCAAUUGCUUCACAGUUAUGUAUUGUUCUUGCCGAUCACCCAAUGUUAAAUGGCCUAUUAGAAUUGCGAGGUUAUU
Rhagoletis pomonella (apple maggot) is the source of this 2559-nucleotide messenger RNA. Its product is annotated as protein tramtrack, beta isoform-like. The record is from RefSeq and is a predicted model, not a curated record. Gene Ontology annotation, cellular component: chromatin. NCBI's taxonomy places the organism in Eukaryota, Metazoa, Arthropoda, Insecta, Diptera, Tephritidae. Gene Ontology annotation, biological process: regulation of transcription by RNA polymerase II. Gene Ontology annotation, molecular function: RNA polymerase II cis-regulatory region sequence-specific DNA binding; DNA-binding transcription factor activity, RNA polymerase II-specific.